Salvelinus fontinalis (brook trout) is the source of this 7232-nucleotide messenger RNA. RefSeq names its product voltage-dependent calcium channel subunit alpha-2/delta-1-like. The record is from RefSeq and is a predicted model, not a curated record. Gene Ontology annotation, cellular component: L-type voltage-gated calcium channel complex. NCBI's taxonomy places the organism in Eukaryota, Metazoa, Chordata, Actinopteri, Salmoniformes, Salmonidae. Gene Ontology annotation, molecular function: voltage-gated calcium channel activity. The coding region runs from base 540 to 3770 and encodes 1076 amino acids. The transcript is spliced from 38 exons.
UUGAUACUCUGAUUGGUUAGAGACGAUGCAAUUACUGAUGAAUUUGUUUUGUACACAAACAACUUAAAUUAUGGCAGUCUCUGACUAAAGUAUGUAGCGAAGGACAGGGCAGUGGAAGAAUUUAGUGUGAGUCAUCAGGCUGUCAGUCCACUGCUACCUGUCACUCACACUGUCUCUCUCUGUCUGGGGGGAUUGAUGUAGCCUUGAGGUUAGAGGGCUGGGCCAUAAGAAGCCCCCAAAUGAGUAUAUUAAAUACUCCCAGAGAAAUUAUUUUACAUAAAACCGAGUAACAUCUGAUGUGGUUGAGAGAGAACGAGCGAGAGAGACGACAUAAAUAACAAAUCCGGUACCUGUUAGAGCGUGGUUGACAGUUGAUCAUAUUAUUUGUGGUGGGGCUGGGUUAUUAUUUCCGAAUGUGUGACACAAACCACUCGGUUGUCGUAGUCCAUUCUACACUCAUACAGCUGGAAAGACAGACGGAGCGGGGGCGCAGCGUUUGAGGGUACAUGUGUGUUUGGUCGGGGAGUUGACGCCUGGCAAUGGACACCUACAGACCACACGCCGUGCUGAUUUUACUGUUGUUAUCGUCGGAUAGUUGUCUGUCGUCGCAGUUUCCAACACAACUCAUGAUAAAGGAAUGGGUGGAUCAGAUACAGAUAGAGCUGGUGACACUGGCAGACACAGCCAGUGCCGGGAAGAGCCUCACACAGAUCUUCCUGGACAACCAGAACCUGUACACAGUAGAGUCUAACAUUGCAGAGGAACUAGUGGCUAGGGCAGCCAGGAACAUAGAACAGCUGUUACUGAAGAGGGCUGCCGCUCUGGAAACUCUGGCCACGGCUGCUGAGAACUUUCAGAUGGAACACCAGUGGGAGGAUGAGUAUGCGGAUGGUGACAUUGUUUACUACAAUGCAAAGGACAAUUUGGAGGUGAAUCACACAGAGGGUAGGAAGAACCGGAUCAGGCCAGCCUUUAAGGAGGACCCGUUGUUUAAACGCUUCACUUCUGAUAACGACACUGCUGUACACAUCCCUACUGACAUCUACGAUGGCUCCAACAUCGUGCUGAAUGAGUUGAACUGGACAGAGGCGCUGGAGGAUGUGUUUAAGAAGAACAGAGAGGAUGACCCUACUCUGCUCUGGCAGGUGUUUGGUAGUGCUACUGGACUGGCCCGAUACUACCCAGCCUCUCCAUGGAUGGAUGCUCGGAAGACCCCCAGUAAGAUUGACCUAUACGAUGUACGCAGGAGGCCCUGGUACAUUCAGGGAGCUGCCUCUCCCAAGGACAUGCUGAUCCUAGUGGACGCGAGUGGCAGUGUGUCUGGUCUGACUCUGAAGCUGAUCAAGACCUCAGUCAGUGAGAUGCUGGAGACUCUGUCUGAUGAUGACUAUGUCAACGUAGUUUAUUUCAACACCAGGGUGAAUAACACAGCGUGUUUUGACCACCUGGUCCAGGCCAACGUGAGGAAUAAGAAGAUCCUGAAGGAUGCUGUUCAGAACGUCUCUGCUAAAGGCAUCACCAACUACACCAAGGGAUUUGAGUUUGCCUUCGAACAGCUCCAUGCAACUAACAUCACUAGAGCCAACUGUAACAAGAUCAUCAUGCUGUUCACUGACGGAGGAGAAGAAAGAGCAUCGGCCAUACUUCAGGAAUACAACUCUGACAAGAAGGUGCGUAUCUUUACCUUCUCAGUAGGUCAGCACAACUAUGAUAAAGGUCCAGUCCAGUGGAUGGCCUGCGCUAAUAAAGGAUACUUCUAUGAGAUUCCCUCAAUUGGAGCCAUACGCAUCAACACUCAAGAGUACCUGGAUGUACUGGGCAGACCCAUGGUUUUAGCUGACCAGCUGGCCAAGCAGGUCCAGUGGACUAAUGUCUACCUCGACGCUCUGGAGCUAGGUCUGGUCAUCACAGGAACCCUACCUGUCUUCAACAAGACCAAGUAUAAAGAUGAAUUGGGCAUAGAGAUUCAGAACCAGUUGAUCCUAGGCGUGAUGGGGAUUGACGUGUCACUAGAUGACAUCAAGAAGCUCACACCGCGCUACACUAUCGGACCUAAUGGAUAUUAUUUUGCCAUCGACCCCAACGGAUAUGUGCUGCUACACCCCAACCUCCAACCUAAGAACCCUAAAUUCCAGGAGCCUGUCACUCUGGACUUCCUCGAUGCGGAACUGGAGAACGACGUCAAAGUCCAGAUCAGGAGAAUUAUGAUAAAUGGGAACCCAGGUGAAGAGACCAUAGAGACUCUGGUUAAAACUCAGGAUGAGAGAUACAUCGACAGAGGAGUAAGGACGUACACCUGGGCUCAGGUCAAUGGAACAGACUAUAGCUUGGCCCUAGUCCUGCCAAUGUACAAUGAACACUACAUACAGGCCAAACUGGGAGACACCAUCAGACUGGCUAUGGCCAUGGACACUCUGCAGGUGGAGAGGUUUGAUGAGUUGGGACACACCUUCAUUGCCCCCAGGGAGUACUGCAAAGGCCUGAAGGACAAGGACAACAACACCCAGUUCCUCCUGGACUUCAACCAGUUCAUUGACAGGAACACAGUGGAAGAGCCAUGUAAUAUGGCUCUGGUCAGUAGGCUGCUGCUGGAUGCUGGCUUGACGGCUGAUCUGGUCAAACUGUGGAAGGAACAGACACUGCUCGGAGUCCUGGCCAGGUUUGUAACCACUGACGGAGGGAUCACUAGAGUCUAUCCCAGAAGUGCUGGGGAGGAGUGGACAGAGAAUGCCGAGACCUAUGACUCAAGUUUCUACAAGAGGACUUUGGAUAACGACAUCUAUAUUUUCACUGCUCCAUAUUUCAACAAGAGCAGGGAGUCAGGCUAUGAGUCAGGUAUUCUGGUGAGCAAGGCUGUAGACCUCAACAUAGACAGAGUCAACCUCAAACCAGCAGUGGUGGGAGUGAAACUGAACGUCUCUGCCUGGAUGAACAGCUUCAUGAACGCCACCAUGAAAGUCAACUGCAAGGAUGAAAUCUGUGGCUGUCUGAAGAAUGAUAAGCAUGUUGACUGUGUCAUCUUGGAUGAUGGAGGCUUUCUGCUGAUGUCCAAUCAGGAUGAGUAUAUCGCACAGAUAGGUCAGUUCUUUGGGGAGGUGGACCCAGUCGUGAUGAUCAAUCUGGUCAACACAUCUCUGUACUCCUUCAACAAGACCUACGACUACCAGUCAGUCUGCAACCCUGAGAGAGACUGGAAGGCUGCUGCAGGGCCACGAUCUGUUUACGUGCCCACUAUAGCAGACAUGCUGAGUAUAGGCUGGUGGGCCUCCACAGGUGCCUGGUCAAUAAUGCAGCAGCUCUUCUACAGUCUCACAUUCCCAAGGUUCCUAGAGGCAGUGGACUCAGAUGAUGACAUGUCUGCUAACAUGUUUAAGGAGAGUUGUAUCACAGAGCAGACUCAGUAUUUCUUUGACAACGAAGAUAGAUCCUACUCGGGAGUCCUCGACUGUGGAAACUGCUCCAGGAUGUAUCGAGCUGAGAAGCUUCCCAACACUAACCUGGUGUUUCUGAUCACUGAUGCCAAGACCACCUGCCUGUCCUGUGACCCCAGACCACUACGACAGGCAGAGCAACCAUCCCAAGGUCCAGAUCGCUGUGAGCUAGCUCAGAACCCCAGGUACAGGAAAGGACCUGACGUGUGUUUCGACAACAACGUAGACGAGGAUGAUUCUGACUGUGGGGGCGGGACCUCACUAAGCCCCUCCCCCUGGCCCAUGUUGGGACUCCAACUACUGCUGCUGUGGCUCCUCACUGGCCCCCGACACUCAUGACCCCUACACACACACACACACACACACAUCUCAAUCAGACAGUGUUUUACAUAGGACUGUUUUCUGAUGCUCCAUCUCCUGAAUGUCAUCACUGAUCUGUUAACACGCUGCCAAUAUGGAAGAGGAGUCACUCUCCUGCUCUCCAAUCAUUCUCCAAAGCCAAAGGGGUGCUCUUUCCUCCCUCUCAUCUCUUCUCCACCAUGUUGACUGAUCUAUUCUAUUAUAUGGUGUAUUCUAUGGAGCUAACCAAACCCUUUAAUUCUUCAUCAUAAAUGUACGUAUAUGUUUUGGUUGGAGUAAGAGGGAGGUUGAGUGUCUGUCCUUUCAUGCAACCAUAAUAUUAUAAUUCCCUGAUACGAAUUAUUUCUACAGGCUUAGUUUCUGUUGUUUAGGAUAUUUAUUAUACUGUACAGUUCAGAAAAAAAUAUAAUUAUGAAGACAACGAAACCUGUAACUGAAAUGGAAAGCAAAGUUAUUGAUAAUCCAACAGUUUUGAUUUACAGUUGAAGUCGGAAGUUUACAUACACCUUUGCCAAACACAUUUAAACUCAGUUUUUCACAAUUCCUGACAUUUAAUCCGAGUAAAAAUUCCCUGUUUUAGGUAGUUAGGAUCAGCACUUUAUUUUAAGAAUGUGAAAUGUCAGAAUAAUAGUUGAGAAUGAUUUUUUUCAGAUUUUCUUUCUUACAUCACAUUCUCAGUGGGUCAGAAGUUUACAUACACUCAAUUAGUAUUUGGUAGCAUUGCCUCUAAAUUUUUUAACUUGGAUCAAACGUUUUGGGUAGCCUUCCACAAGCUUCCCACAAUAGGUUGGGUGAAUUUUGGCCCAUUCCUCCUGACAGAGCUGGUGUAACUGAGUCAGGUUUGUAGGACUCCUUGCUUGCACACGCUUUUCCAGUUCUGCCCACACAUUUGCUAUGGGAUUGAGGUCAGGGCUUUGUGAUGGUCACUCCAAUUCCUUAACUUUGUUGUCCUUCAGCCAUUUUGCCAACUUUGGAAGUAUGCUUUGGGUCAUUGUCCAUUUGGAAUACCAGUUUGAGACCAAGCUUUAACUUCCUGACUGAUGUCUUGAGAUGUUGCUUCAAUAUAUCCACAUAAUUUUUCUCCCUCAUGAUGCCAUCUAUUUUGUGAAGUGCAUCAGUCCCUCCUGCAGAAAAGCACCCCCACAACAUGAUGCUGCCACCCCCGUGCUACACGGUUGGGAUGGUGUUCUUCGGCUUGCAAGCCUCCCCCUUUUUCCUCCAAACAUAACGAUGGUCAUUAAGGCCAAACAGUUUUAUUUUUAUUUCAUCAGACCAGAGGACAUUUCUUCAAAAAUUACGAUCUUUGUCCCCAUGUGCAGUUGCAAACCGUAGUCUAUUUUUUUUAUGGCGGUUUUGGAGCAGUGGCUUCUUCCUUGCUGAGCAGCAUUUCAGGUUAUGUCGAUAUAGGAAUCGUUUUACUGUGGAUAUAGAUACUUUGUACCUGUUUCCUCCAGAGUCUUCACAAGGUCCUUUGCUGUUGUUCUGGGAUUGAUUUGCACUUUUCGCACCAAAGUACGUUCAUCUCUAGGAGACAUAAUGUGUCUCCUUCCUGAGCGGUAUGAUGGCUGCGUGGUCCCAUGGUGUUUAUACUUGCGUACUAUUGUUUGUACAGAUAAACGUGGUACCUUCAGGCAUUUGGAAAUUGCUCCCAAGGAUGAACUAGACUUAUCGAGGUCUACAACAAAAAAAAAUCUGAGGUCUUGGCUGAUUUGUUUUGAUUUUCCCAUGAUGUCAAGCAAAGAUGCACUGAGUUUGAAGGUCGGCCUUGAAAUACAUCCACAGGUACACCUCCAAUUCAGUCAAAUUAUGUCAAUUAGCCUAUGAGAAGUUUCUAAAUCCAUGACAUCUUUUCUGACAUGUUCCAAGCUGUUGAAAGGCACAGUCAACUAAGUGUAUGUAAUCUUCUGACCCACUGGAAUUGUGAUACAGUGAAUUAUAAGUGAAAUAAUCUGUCUGUAAACAAUUGUUGGAAAACUUACUUGUGUCAUGCAUAAAGUAGAUGCCCUAACCGACUUGCCAAAACUAUAGUUUGUUAACAAGAAAUUUGUGGAGUGGUUGAAAAACUAGUUUUAAUGACUCCAACCUAAGUGUAUGUAAACUUCUGACUUUAACUGUAUUUAUUUAUUCAUACAGGUCAAACAGCAGUAUGUGAAUAGAUCCAGUAGACUAGAGUAGGGUUUACUUAAUAGAGAGCUGAAGAACACUAUGCCACCAUUCCAGGAAUGUGGAUAGUUGACCCAUGAUAGAUCUUUCUCUGCUAACAUUCAGGGUCAAAUCAUACUUUAAUAUCUUUAUGGUCACGUUAGCAUUCCUGGAGUACCAAUCAGUGACCUAGCCAAUUACUUUCUAAUACUUUUGGUGUGCUUUGUUUAGCUUCACAUACAGGGUAGGCAGGCGUUUGCACUUUUGGGACUAUUCCAUUUGUUCCAUUGCACCAGGCAAGCUAUAUCUAGUGCAACUCAAGUCUUUGAAAGUGCAGUAUGCAUAUGACCCAGGUCUGUAUAGAUACAGUAUAGAUACUGAUACAGUAUAACUUCAUUUGAUGCAUCAGAUUCCCAGUGCCUAUGUAGCUCCAACAUACAAUUACAUUUAUCCAAAGUUAUUCUUUGAUGGAUAGUCAUUGGAAUGAUGUCUCAAAGUGUCCCAGUUGCAUGCCGUACUGUAUGCUAUGUGUAGUAGUAGAGCAGGAGCAGUAGCUCAGAGAUAUGUCUCUUAUGUUCCGUAGCUAGCUGGUAUCUACCUAGCCUGGGUGGCAGUCUGUUUCAGCUUCAGACUGCCAGCUAGGCUUGAACAAUAUGCUCCUGAAGUUACUUUCCUACUGUAUCUCCAGACUCAGGACAUCAGGAACAUGAAAGACAGAAAAGCUUUCCAAAAGGCUUAAGUUGUAUCACAGACCCUGGUGAGCAGACAACUGGAGAAUGAUAUCAGCAUAUCUAAAGACUUUUUCUUUUUCAUCUUCUUCUUGUUCCUCUUCUGCUUGUUUCUUCUUUGUGUUGCUUUCUAAAAUCUGUAAACGAGAGUUAAGUUCUCAGUUACACAUUACAAAACCGCAGCACUGUAACCCUAUCCCAAAAUGAAGUACUUAUUGUAUGAUUGUUGCCAAUACUGUCCCUUCUGCCAUGGCCAUCUAGUGACCACCUGAUUUGGAGCGUUCAGGAUCAUGCCUGUUUAUUGGAGUAGCGUGUUGAUGUGUGUAUAAUGCCAACGGCAUGACUUAGCCAUGGUAUGGGCAUGUCCGUGGAGUAUCUCUGAUUGUGCUUCAAUAUAUUUCUUACUAUUUUGUGGAACUUGACUAGCCUGAUACAAUUUUGUAUAUAUUUGUACAAUAAUUACAUUUAGUGUAUAAAAAAGAAACAGAAAAAAUGUGAAAAUAAUGUUCAUAACAUGGUGUUGAUUCUUGUGCAAAUAUGAUUUAUUCACAAUAAAAGUGUAUUAUUGUUA